Messenger RNA from Cryptomeria japonica (Japanese cedar), 426 nucleotides. Its product is annotated as glycine-rich RNA-binding protein 1-like. Lineage: Eukaryota; Viridiplantae; Streptophyta; Pinopsida; Cupressales; Cupressaceae. The coding region runs from base 1 to 426 and encodes 141 amino acids. The record is from RefSeq and is a predicted model, not a curated record. The transcript is spliced from 2 exons.
AUGCGCACGGUGGGGGAAUCCAUGGAGUCCAAAGUACAAAAAGUUGCAGGACGUGAAGUCACAGCUGAUAACUCUAGUUCCCAUACAAGCCAUGCAAUAUUUGGCAACAAUGUGGAUAUUCUGGAAGAAAUCUUGAAGCAUCUGGAUGCCAAGUCAGUGGGCAUCGUCUCCUGUGUUAGGAAAGGGUUGGCCAGGGAGCGGCACUCCGGUGGCGGACGGGUGGUGCUCUGGUGGCCGAGAGGAGCUCUAGUGGCUAGGCGGCAGUUUCCGACGACGGUGAGGCUAAUGGGCACUGCAGGCGGUGGGUCUAGGUCGGGCAGCAGUGGGGGCUGCAGCGGCGGCAAGGCCGGGCCGGGUGGCGGGGGCCGCAGGGAGGCCGGCAAUGGCUGGGCUGGGCUAAGGAGUAGCGGUGGAGGAAGGUCAUGA